Nannochloropsis gaditana CCMP526 is the source of this 549-nucleotide messenger RNA. RefSeq names its product phenylalanyl-trna synthetase alpha chain. The transcript has a single exon. The coding region runs from base 1 to 549 and encodes 182 amino acids. The record is from RefSeq and is a predicted model, not a curated record.
AUGGUGACCGUCAUGGACGAAAGCACUUUUCUGCAGCUCUUCCAGCAGGAAGGAAGUGAGGAUGGCAUACCCGACUCUUUCCUGUUUGCAGCUGCGCAUGCGGCCGAUCAUCAAGCUCUGAUAGGUCUCCUCAACUCCCUUGCUGCCGAUGGCCUGUUGGAACUCACCUCCCGGGCCAGCACGUUCCUCGAACUCACUGAGGAAGGGAAGAAAGUGCUUGCCGACGGUUCCCCCGAAGCCAAGGUGUUCGCUGCCAUCAGUCCUACAGGGGAGGGCACUACUCAGGAGGCACUCUUGAAGGCCUUGGGAAAGGACUGCGUCAAGAUCGGCAUGGGGCCUUUGAUGAAAGCCAAAGCGGUCCGAAAGGAAGGCGAUAAACUCGUGCGGGCCGUGCCUGAAUUCCAGGACGGGACUCAAGCCGUAUUGCGGCAACUGACGGGCCAGGAAGGGAAGGAAGGACAGGCUCAAGGCCUGUCGGAGGAGGUGGUCAAGACGCUGCGGAAGCGGCAGCUCGUCACGCAGGUGAAGGCGUCGAUGGGCACGAUAUAG